GCCAAAUAAACAACCUUCAGCUUAUAUAUAUAUAGUAAAUAAUUUCAUAUACUUAUAAGCAUGUUUAGACUGUUACAUUAUUUGUUUUGCAUAACAAUGGCUGUAAAUUAUAGCUUUAUGGAAAUAAAUUAGUGGAUAUUAUAUUCAUACUUGCAAGAAUUAUUCUCAGACAGUGUAUAGAGAAUUUGUUCAUGUAUAACCUGUUUAUGGAUAUAAUAUCACUACCUUCAAUAUAAUUAUUGGUAAUUAUUCUUGUCAAUGCAUUCUUCCUUGAAACCUGUUUUGGGCUCAUCUGUUUCAAGUCUUAUGAGUGCAUCCAGUAGUGGAAGCGCUGGGAGUGGGCAUCCUUUAUCUGGUCAACCCACAAUAUCAGCUACACUAACAGCUGUACAUAAAAUGGAUUCUGAAUUACGCUGUCCAUCGUGUAGACGAUUUUUCCAAUGUCCUUUACUUUUACCAUGUGGACAUUCACUGUGUAAUUUAUGUGCAACUGGAGCUUUACUACCAGCAAGUGAACCAAGUAUAGCAGCUUCUAUAACAGCUGCGUUACAUUUGACUGCAAAUGAAAAUUUUAACCCUAGUAGUGGCCCACCACAGUCAUCAUCUUCAUCUUCUUCUACAACGGGGAGUAGUAUCGGUUGUCCUAGUGCAUUACACUCUCAAGGACAUGCGCAAAUUACAGGCUGUACUUCUGUUAUUCACUCAGAUUCCGAUCAAGUGAGUGUUGUUAGCGAAAGUGAUUCUGGGGUUAUUGUUAGCAGUCGACCAGGCAGUUACGUAGGGCGAUUGCCUGUUGUAAUAUGUUCAUCAACCUCAGGUUUGAAUCCUAGUCAAACGUAUAGUAUCUCUUCAUCCUCAAUAAGUCAGGUGUCAAGUGGUUUGAUAUGUCCAAUAUGUAACCACGUAGUUGGUCUUUUUGAUGACAAAGGAUUGAGUCAUCUUCCAAGGAAUCGUGCACUGGAACGCAUUAUAUCAAAGUUUAUUGGUCCUGAUCAACAGUCACAAUCUCAAAAAGCUAACAUUAACCUGGAACCCUUCCUGUUGAAUUCGAAUUCUGAUCCUAUCAAUAGACCAGGUGGACCACUUUGUCAGCUUUGUGAAGAACCUAAUAUCCCUUCCGAAGGUCAGACUACUUCAGGAGUCAACAAAACAGAGACUGAGGAACAAAAUUGUUUGGCCACAUUUUGGUGUGAACAAUGUGAAAUUUUUUAUUGUACACAGUGUCGUGAAAAAUGUCAUCCAGCUCGUGGACCAUUAAAUCGUCAUGCAUUACAUUCAGCUAGUCAAGGUGUUGAUAUAAUCAGACAGAAACAACGUAAUCAACCUACACCGUGUAUGUCACACUUGAAUGUAAUACCAAAUCUUUAUUGUGUUAAUUGUCAUAUACCAGUGUGUAAUGAAUGUAUUAGCAGUGACAAUUCACAAACCUUUGAAACUCAUUCAAAACAUGAAAUACUUCCACUGCUUGGAGUUUGUAAAUCUCGUAAAACUGAACUAUCGCAGUCAUUGCAAGCUCUUUCAGAGAGGGCUCGUUCCGCUUCAGAACACAUACAACGUCUAAGAUCGAAAUCAGAAACUGUAAACAGAAAUCUUGCAGACUCAGAGAAAGAACUUAUAGAUCAAUUGAAUACUUUAAUUGCUGCAAUCGAAACAAAGAAACAAGAGUUAACCGAACGUUUACGGGAUGAACGAUCGAAAAGAAUUCAUUGUUUAAAAGAUCAAAUAACUCGUGUUACCUCAAUGUUGACUAAAUCAACUGGCCUUAUUCAAUUUUGUAUUGAGAUGCUCAAAGAAAGCGAUCCAUCUGCAUUUCUUCUGGUUUCUCAAUCACUUAUAUCACGAACACAAACUAAUGAUAUUACUGGAUCUUUGUUAUCACUUGCUUUAUCAUCGAGUAAAGAUUAUUCUCAUCAUUCCCCUAAGAAACGAUCAAUGAAGUCAACUGAAGAAGUUGCUGUGAAGUAUAGCAAUACUGGUAGUGUUAUAGGUGGUGAUAGCAGUCCAAAGUUUGCAAAUAAGACCACUGAUCUGUUAGGAGUUAACAGUGUUGAAGCAAUACGUCGGGCAAUUUUAAAUUUGGGCCUAGAAGAAGAUCAAAAUAUGAAAAGAUCUGAGUAUUUUCAACUUAUCAAUCAAAAAAUUAACGAUGUACCCGCUGCACCAGUAUUUCUCGUAGAAGAAUGCAUCUCUGAACGUAAUGUUAUAACUCUUGUAUGGCAGCCUACAACGUCGAUACCUGUUGAACGUUAUACACUCGAGUUGGAUGAUGGGGCAGGUGGAAAUUUCAGAAAAGUUUACCGUGGAGUGGAAACUAUGUGCACAGUAGAAGGCUUACAUUUUCGAUCUAUCUAUCGUGCACGAGUGAAGGCGCACAAUCAAGCUGGUGAAAGUCAGUACAGUGAUCGAAUAUGCCUACAAACAUCAGACUUCACUUGGUUUCAUUUGGAUAUUGCUACUGCUGUACCAGAGAUUCUAUUAACAAAUGGAAAUCGUACUGUGACUAGUCAGUUAUCUGAGGACAGAGUUAUUCUUGGUUCAACUGGUCUAUCCAAAGGUGUGCAUUACUGGGAAUUUACUGUGGAUCGUUGUGAUCCCGGUGGACAACCUGCUUUUGGAAUCGCAAGAUAUGACUGUAAUAAGGAGAUCAUGCUUGGUCUUGAUAUGAAAAGUUGGUCAAUUUAUUUUGAUUAUAAAAGAAGUUGGUUCCUGCAUAAUGGUGAACAUUUUGAACGUACAGAUGGUGGAAUACACGCUGGAAGUAUAGUCGGUAUUCGAUUAGAUUGUAAUCGAGGCAGUUUAUCGUAUUAUUUAAAUGAUCAACCACAUGGUCCAAUAGCUUUUACUAACUUACCAAGUGGAAUUUAUUAUCCAGCUGUUAGUUUAUCAAGAGCUAUCCAAUUAACUUUACACUCUGGUUUAGAAGCUCCAAGUGAAAGUGAAGAAAGUGAUGAAGAUAGUUCUGGUGGUGGAACAGGAACUGAAACUACUUCUAUGGCAACUACUGUGUUAACUUUACCAUCAACACUACAAAGUAUGGGUUUAAGGCAAUAA
This is a messenger RNA of Heterobilharzia americana, 3051 nucleotides long. The record is from the annotation of a GenBank genome assembly. NCBI's taxonomy places the organism in Eukaryota, Metazoa, Platyhelminthes, Trematoda, Strigeidida, Schistosomatidae.